UUUGUUACGAAUUGUAUGCGUAUAGAGAUGGGAACUCGCGUUUAAAAAUAACAAUUAAUUUUUUUUUCGUCGAUUGCACGUUGAUCCAUUAUUUUUAAGACAACCCCCGUAUUUUAUACCGAGUUGUACAUGUAAAGAGAUGGGAACUCGUGUUUAAAAAUAACAGUUAUUUUUUUUUUGUUCACAGGUAUAAUAUUCGACGGAUUUCCGAAUACAAUUUCUGAAGUUAGACAUUUGUCGUACGUCGGUUUAGUACCGCAAUUAGUGAUCGAUCUACAAGCGACGAAACGACAAAUGUUCGAAUGUUUAGGAAACGAUAAGGGACGAAGAGGUUUCCCCAGAUACAGUAUACGUUUCGUUAAUCAUUUAUACAAAGGUUACAAGGAAAAUACGGAAACGUUCAAACCAUGGUUCGAUAGAGAAUACCAAGUAACGACGAAAAUUUCGAUAGAUACUUGCAAUUGGUCGGUUUGGUCGCAAGCCAACAAAGUUAUAACGUCGGUUUUAUUCGAAAUCAAACAUUAUUUCACGCACUGCCACCAAGAUUGGCCGUUGAGGUUAUGUAACAUGCAAGUAACUCCCCUGGAGUUUUUGGAAAGGCAAAGUUCGUACAAAACUUUUUGUCCUUGUUGUUUGCACUUCAGUAAUAUGCUUACGAGCGGCGGCGACGUUCCCGAUAGAACCGGUUUGGUGCAAUGGAGACAAUACUACUAUUGGUUAUGUCCCGAGCACGUGGAAACGUUUCUAAAAACUCCCGAAGCUUUUUUACCACCGUACGGAGCUAACGCGCUCCCUCUGUACUUACCGACGAGUUUACACCUCAAGUUAUUCCCGCCGAAUCUAUUCGAAGACGGCACCUGCGUGGUUUGUUACAAAAUCAAAACCGUUAUAGUGAAAGGGGUGUUGAAAUACGCGGUCGGCUACAAUAACAAAACUUAUUUGUUCGAUAGCCGAGAAUGCUUGGAGGAAUUCAUGAAAAGACCGACGCAUUAUUCGUUCGAUAUCAGAUUCAAACCGCCGGAGAAUUAUCCUAGUUUGGAGUACGGCGAACUUCCCGUAUUGGGAAUGCUCGAGCAGUACGUCGCCAAGGACCUGAUUACCGCCGUUAAAUAUAUAUCGAGGAGGAGACCGGUCGUACCGGGUCUGAGCGUUUCUACGUCGGCCGCUAUCGGUAUAGGAUUGUAUUUGAAAGUUUACGAUAAAUAUAUUUCGGAAGAAUACAAAAUUAGGUAUUUGGAAGGGGAUUCGUUGUUCCGUGCUAGAAGGAAGAAGUUGUUGGAUUAUUUGUAUAAGAUGAAACACACCGUCAAUCCUUAUCUAAAUUACCAAGAACCUCUACCGAAAUUUCGAAUGUUGGAAAGCGACGACGCGUCGGCGUCGUCUUCUUGCAGCGAUAAAUCCGCUAUAUUAUAAAAUUUACGGUUUAGAUAAUAAAAUUAAAUCUAUUUACUAUUUUGAGUCCUUAUUCAAUUAAAAACGAUAAAAUUUUCAUUUCACCGUGUAUAAAGCAAACACUUUUCGUCGAACCUCGUAUAAAAUAAAAAACUAAUGAAAUAAUUUGAGGUUAGAUUAGAAUAAACCGCCGAAACAUCACGUAUUUCACGAUAAUAUAAAUAAAACGGUAAAAUAUAAAUUUCUAAUUCACCUCGUAUAUCUAUAAACGAAAAACUUUUCAUUUCACCUCGUAUAUCAAGUAUAUUUCUUGACGGACAUAAUUUAAUCAAAUCCUAGAUAUGAAAACGAAAAUACAAAAAUAAUUUACGUACUUUUUCGUCGAACCUCGUAUAGGAUAUAAAACUAAUGAAAUAAUUUGAGGUUAGAUUAGAAUAAACCGCCGAAACAUCACGUAUUUCACGAUAAUAUAAA
Molecule: messenger RNA, 1866 nt
Organism: Diorhabda sublineata
Lineage: Eukaryota; Metazoa; Arthropoda; Insecta; Coleoptera; Chrysomelidae
Product: adenylate kinase 9-like
Exons: 2
Coding region: 295-1413 (372 amino acids)
Source: RefSeq, a predicted model, not a curated record